CGCACGCGCUUCUAAAAAAAAAAAAAAAACAGGUCAACAAAUCUACACGCGCAAACUAGCGUCUUUCCCUUUACAUUAUCCGAAAGUUAAUUUUUAAUGCAACAUUUAGUCGUUAUGAGGUGUCCGUCAGUUGUGCAAAUGUCCUGAAGCGUUGCAUGUUGAAAAUUGCGCGCAGACAACAUGUUUAGUGACCCUACCGCUAUGUCAACAACAUACAUCACCCGCUGUCAGCACCAGGGCUGGAUGAGGGUCACCGACAUGAAACGUUCAUCAAUUCACUGGAUAUCUUGUGGAAAGCCACUUUCAGAACCAAUCGGGUGGCAGGUCAAAUUUUGCUUGGUUGCAGAAUGUCAACUUGUUCUCCUGGACAAGAGAGAGUUCAGUCCAAUGCUGUUCCGAGAGCGCCGUGCUGAAUCAUGCACAGUGUGGCUCCUGCGACGCAGCACCAGCAUUCCUGAGGGAGUUCAGCUCCGUAAAAACCAGAGCACCCAAACCAGAAAUGCCAAGUCUCUCACUGACAGGGUGGGCCGGCGGCGCAGUAUGCCUGGCAGUACAGUGGACAAAACGGUGGUCGCUAUGGAUGCAGACACGUCAACACCUUUUAAAGUCACGGGCUUCCUGAGCCGCAGACUGAAGGGUUCCAUCAAACGCACCAAAAGCCAGCCGAAGCUCGACCGCCACAGCAGCUUCAGGAACAUCUUACCGGGCUUCAAGAGCGCGGAGAAUGACAGUAGAUCCCAUCUGAUGCCGAGGCUGAAGGAAUCGCGGUCUCACGAGUCGUUGCUCAGCCCCAGCAGUGCAGUAGAAGCUCUAGAUCUCAGUAUGGAGGAGGAAGUGCUCAUCAAACCUGUGCACAGCAGCAUCCUGGGACAGGAUUUCUGCUUUGAGGUAACUACUUCAACAGGAAGCAAAUGCUUCUCAUGUCGGUCGGCAGCCGAGAGAGACAAAUGGAUGGAGAAUUUGAGACGUGCUGUGCAUCCCAACAAGGACAACACCCGUCGGGUGGAAAACAUGCUGAAAUGUUGGAUUAUCGAAGCCAAGGACUUGCCGGCAAAGAAAAAAUACUUCUGUGAACUUUGUCUGGAUGACACGUUAUACGCACGGACUACCUGCAAACUCAAAACGGACAAUGUUUUCUGGGGCGAACACUUUGAGUUCAACAACCUGCCCUCAGUUAAGAGCAUCACCGUGCAUCUUUACAAAGAAACUGACAAAAAGAAGAAGAAGGACAAAAAUAACUACGUGGGCCUGGUCAGUAUCCCUAUAGCGGCAGUCACCGGGCGGCAGUUUGUGGAAAAAUGGUAUUCCGUGAGCACGCCGAAUCCCAAUAAAGGAAAGACUCCAGGACCCAUGGUCCGAAUGAAAUCCCGAUAUCAGAGCAUGAGCAUCCUCCCCAUGGAGCUGUACAAGGAGUUUGCAGAGUAUAUUACUAACAAUUACAUGCUGAUGUGCUCGUUGCUGGAGCCAUCACUAAGUGUGAAGAACAAGGAGGAGAUGGCUUGUGCACUUGUCCAUAUCUUACAAAGCACAGGCAAGGCCAAGGACUUUCUGACAGAUCUGAUGAUGUCUGAGGUGGAUCGGUGCGGAGACAAUGAGCAUCUCAUAUUCCGGGAGAACACACUUGCUACUAAAGCUAUAGAGAAGUACCUGAAACUAGUGGGACAGAAGUACCUUCAGGAUGCUUUAGGUGAGUUCAUCAAAGCCCUGUAUGAGUCAGACGAGAACUGCGAGGUGGAUCCGUCUAAGUGUUCCUCCAGUGACCUGCAUGAGCACCAGAGCAACCUCAAGAUGUGCUGCGAGCUGGCUUUCUGCAAGAUCAUCAAUUCUUACUGCGUAUUUCCUCGGGAGCUCAAGGAAGUGUUUGCAUCCUGGAGGCAGGAGUGCAGUAACCGAGGACGACCGGACAUCAGCGAACGCCUGAUCAGCGCAUCUCUUUUCCUGCGCUUCCUGUGUCCUGCCAUUAUGUCGCCCUCACUCUUCAGCCUCAUGCAGGAAUAUCCAGACGACCGCACCGCCAGGACACUUACACUUAUCGCCAAAGUGACACAAAACCUUGCCAACUUCACCAAGUUUGGCAGUAAGGAGGAGUACAUGUCCUUCAUGAACCAGUUUUUGGAGCAUGAAUGGACCAACAUGCAGCGCUUCCUGCUGGAGAUCUCCAACCCAGAGACCAUCUCAAACACAGCAGGCUUCGAGGGUUAUGUUGACCUGGGCCGUGAGCUCUCCACUCUCCAUUCUCUCCUGUCAGAAGCCGUCUCACAACUCGAUCAGAGUACUAUCACUAAGCUGGGUCCUUUAGCACGGAUCCUGCGGGACGUGAAUUCGGCCCUGACGAACCCCACCGGAGCCCCCGUGUCAUCUCCCACCGAGCGUGUGGGCUCCCCCACUCUUCCCAGCAGCAGCCUGUCUACUGGUCUGCAGAAAAUGGUCAUGGACAGUGAGAUCACAGGGUUGGUGGAUUUCACUCGGCUGCCCUCACCAACCCCUGAAAACAAGGAUCUGUUUUUCGUAACAAAGAAUUCUGUGAUCCAGCCAUCGCCUGCCCGCAGCUCCAGUUACUCGGAGGCCAACGAGCCAGAUGUUCAGAUCCCCAACGGCAGCAAGAGCUUGUCAAUGGUGGACCUGCAGGACAGUCGUUCUCUCGAGAGCGCUCCCAACACCUCCUUCAGCGACCCCAUCAAUGACAGCCAGACCUCUGUGGGCCAGGGCACAGGAGUGUGGACCACCCGCACCGCUAAGGGCAACACGCCCAGCGGUCCGACCCUGAGGAGGGCAGGUCAGACCCCCACCACACCGAGCACAGACACUGCCCCGGGGAGGUCCCAGCUGCUCGCCCCGCUCUCGUUCCAGAACCCUGUGUACCAGAUGGCCGCCGGAUUGCCCCGUGCGGUGGCCGAUUCGGGAUCUGAAUGCCAGAGCUCCAUCAGCUCCCAGAGUAACGCAGAGGAAGCAGCUACCGCGGGGUCAAAGCACCCAUUCCUGAGCCAGUCCAGCACGGGGGCCAGCGGCGGAGGAGGCAGCAGCGGGGACGAGUUCAUUCGGUGUUCUGGAGAGUUCACCCGCAGACAGCUGUCCCUCACGGAGCCCCAACACCAAGCCAACGUACCACGCCAGAACAGUGCGGGGCCGCAGCGCCGGAUAGACCAGCCUCCUCCAGCCGUCACAAGGGGCCGCACUCCACCCAACAUGCUCAACACCACACCGUACCCCCGCCCCUCCAGUGGAAGUAUGAUGUCAUCAUCUCCUGAUUGGCCGAGCAGCAGCACCAGACUGAGGCAGCAGUCAUCGUCCUCCAAAGGGGACAGUCCAGAAUCCAAGCAGCGCACCCUACACAAACAAGCUCCAUCUCCCGUGAAUCCCAAUGCAUUGGACCGCACUGCUGCGUGGCUGCUGAAUAUGAAUGUGCAAUAUUUGGAGCAGGAGGGAAUUGACCCAGAUUCGAAACACCGGGAGGACUUUCCAAACAAGGAGGAUCUCACACCAACUGAAAAGUAUCAACAGGAGAUUGCUGUCCUGCAGGAGAAGCUGCGUAUUUCUGCUAAGAAGCUAGAAGAGUAUGAAUCUCACAUGAAGAGCCAGGAUGACCAAACCCAGAAGAUGCUCCUGGAGUACCAGGCCCGGCUUGAGGACACGGAGGAGCGAUUACGCAAGCAGCAGGAUGAGAAAGAGCACCAGAUGAAGAGCAUCAUCACCAGGUUGAUGUCAGUUGAAGAGGAGCUGAAGAAAGAUCACACAGACAUGCAGGCAAUUGUAGACUCCAAACAGAAAAUCAUUGAAGCCCAGGAGAAGAGAAUCGCUUCCCUGGACGCCGCAAACGCCCGGCUAAUGAGCGCCCUGUCUCAGCUGAAGGAUCGUUACAGCAUGCAAACGAGGAACGGCAUCUCUCCCACCAACCCUACCAAGCUGCAGAUCACAGAAAACGGCGAAUUUCGGAACAGCAGCAACUGCUAGCGUGGACGCAAGCACACAACACAGGCCUGAGGGUCUAGUGAUGGACAAGGGCUAUGGGUAACUGUCUUACAAUACGGCGGGGUCCCUAGGACUGGGUCGAAAAUAACUAUUGGGAACGAAUUGGAUAGAGUUGCACAAUGUUGUUUUUUCAUUCAGAAUAUAAAGGCUAGUGUGUCUUUUUGAAUCCUUUUAGAUUAUUAGCCACACACAGAUGUCCCAUGAUGCUUCAUUCAUAGCCCUUGUCACCGAUGUAAGCCGUGAGCAGAUUCUGUAUCAUCUCUAGAUCUGAACUGUGCAUAUGUACCUUUUGAUUGGACUUGGCAUGAUAAUAAUGUAAUUAUUUGUUGAAACACUAUUUUCCAUUUGACGUAAACAUCCCUUUCUUAUCAUUUUUCUUGCUUGUGUCACUCCAGGGCAGCAGUAGCACAAACCGCUCACUUUUUUUGUAAGGUUAAAGAGAGGACUUUUAAGCAUCGCAUUUUGUUGCAUACUUUUUUUGUAUGUGCUUAACAUUUUAGUCUGUACAGAGGCGAUGCGCCUCUUUAAUGUAUAUAGUUUUUUAUGGGCUUUUCAGAGAAAAGAGAUUUCCUUUUUUUCGUACAGUGUGUAUUUCCUGUGCUGAGGUCUGCUGUACUUUAUUUAGAAGAAAAACAAAACAAGCUCCGAUUGUAUAUUCAGGUGCUGCUUCUAGACCGGGCAAAGACCACGACACACUUUAGCCCCUCUGCUAUCAACGCCGUGGAUAGAAACGUCCUCGUACUGCUUGCUGUUGGCCAGUAUUAGACUCCGUAUCCAACAUCGCACCUGCAGUACAGUCGGUGUGUCCCCCCCACGAUGUCUUUCUUCCACUCUAUGCACUUUCAAUAGCAUUAGAAUGGACCCUUUAACCAAAACCUGCUUCUGUGGACUUGUUAUAAAGGCUAUUCAGAGCAGCAAGUACAAAGCGUAUGGCAUUCAGCACUUGAGUUGAUGUGUGAAGGGUACGUGGCUGGGUUUUUACUUAAAGGUUGUGAUGUUUUCUGCUCUUCAGAUGCAGUUUGCAUCAAACGAGUAGCACGGCAAUAGUUGCAUCAACCCUGCUGCUCACAGACCCUUUGCAAGCAGGCGAACUUGUUUUAGCUUCACUGAACUUUAUUCAAAUCAGGUUCGUGGAGAAGAGUUUGAAGACUGUCAGUGUUUCUGUAUGUAUAAAUAUUCACAUCAGUUUAUUUGGGACAAUAAUUUUGGAAAAACUGCAAGGGCGAACCACAUAACAUCAUGUAUAAACAUCUUUUUUUUGUAUUCUCUCUGUUUUCGCUAUUUUAUUAUUUUAUUUUUAUCGUAGAAGCUCAAGAGAAUUUAUGCUCUGUUUAACUAUUUUUUUUAAUUGAUUUAUUAAUUUAUGUUUUAAAUUAUGUUUAGUUAAUUUAUUUAUUCAACUACAUUUGUUUUUUUUUUCAAGCCCAAAAUUAAGAGUACUGGUUGAAGUCUGAAUGAGUGUGAACUGAACAGAAGUUGAGCUCAUCUUUUCCGCUUUCCUAGCUUUGACGGACAUCAGAAGCCUACAGGAACACACCUUUCCGCCACUGACCAAUAACCAAUAACAAGUUAUUGUUAUGAGGCUUGUAUUAAGUAUAGGAAGACACUAUAUUACCGUAUUAUUAAAGCCAAAUUUAGUAUACACCUUAUUAAUGAAGCAUACAUUGUACAAGCAGGCAGAUGAACCCAGAAUAUAAACACAAUGUGCAAAGUUGUGUCAAAUCCAUUAUAAAGAAAUGGCAAAAGGCGUCUGCUUGCCUAUACAAAGUAUGAACAGUAUCAUCAUUUUAAAAUAUUUUCACAUCACUCUUUUAAUAAAUGAAGGUACUUUAAGUGUUUUUCACAUCAAACAUUUUUGAAUGUCCCAAUUUUUUUAGUGAUUGAAAUAUUGAGGCAAAUGGCCUUUUCCCCCCACAUCUUUGAUUUAUUCUUUUAAGAGGUGAUCUAACUCUUUGUGGUUUGGAAAUGUAUGGAAAGUUGACAGGCGUGCACUGCAGUACCUUGGAUGUUUUGCCCUUCAGGUCUUCGAGCCAAUCACAUGACUGAAAACUAUGAAUUGUGAUUUAGUAUAUCCGGGUGAAAUGGCUUCUUGAACGAGAAAAAAUGUAGGACAGGACUUGAUUUUGUUGACGUGGAACUGUUUGCUAACUGCUGUGUUUACAUCUGAGAAGAGAAGAGAUAUCAUUGCAAGGGGAGCACAUGAGGAUGCAUGAAUUAAAUAAUAAUAAAAAUAAUGAAUCAUUAAUAGUAGAGACUGCAAUAUUCCGUAAAAAAGAAGAACUGACCAUUUUGGUUUCAUGGUGAUUUUUACAUUUCUUUAAAGUUGAAGAUUUUUGGGGGGGAUGUUACAAUACCACUGGUGUGAGGUUGAAGGAAGAACUGUCCGUUUAUUCAAACAAUUGAGUCAGAGAAUCCUGUCUGAAAACAUUCAUUGUUUUUGCAGUUUCAGUUGGUUAGGCUGGUGAUGCAGAAAUUACAUAAUUUACUUUUAAGACUUACGCUAAGGUCUCAUUAACCACUGUUAGGCAAGUUUUCACAGGCAAAAUCAAAUCAUUACAAAAGUAAUCUGUAAUUUCAUGUGUGGGCGAUACAUUUCCCAGUUUGCAACGGGUACAGGUUGAUGACGUGAAUUCACCACCGCUGACCUACAGAAAGCUGCUUGGUUUGAAAGUGACUUCUGUGUGAGUUAGGCUUCAUGUAUCACUGCAUUAUUCACAAUAAACAAAUGACCUAUUUUGCCUGUGAACUUUUGCAGAAAUAACUUGUUUUAAUACAGAGAAAUUGAAAACAAGCAAAUAAAACAUGUCUGGACUUCCUGAAAAAUACACUUUUGAAGGCAAUAGUACAGUAUGGCACAUUAAACAAUUUUUUUUUUUUUUUACACAUUGUGUGAGUCAAAGGGCUGCUGUUUAGUGUCACUUAAUUUAAAGACAACUUUUUCCUGUUUGGCAUGAUUAUAUAUCAGAAACCAUGUAAAAUCCCCACAGUGUUUUCUGCUUUACCUCUACAUCUUUUAUAUGUGUGUUUCAGAGCUACGCUGAUGGUUUUGCCACAUGUACAUACAUGAUCAGAAGACAUACCAAUAUAUUAGAAUUCAUUUGUGUUGAAGAAAAUGUUCAGUGCAAUUCAUGUACAAUUGCCUCUAGAAUUAUUAAAGUUUUAUUUAGCUAUUUCAGGGUUCUUACUUUAUUUGUUAGUUUACUGUACAGUCCAAGAAAAAUACUGUUGUUGAGAAAAAUAUAUAUUGUUUCACCUGUGUAAAGUUAAGUAAAUGCUAUGGACAGAAUGUAUAUAUCCAUGUAGAAUGCCAUUGUCAAGAUGGGUGCACUUCAGUGAGUGCCAUUCAGAAUAAAAGCAAAGUAUUUGUC
Messenger RNA from Carassius gibelio (silver crucian carp), 7337 nucleotides. It is a transcript of the gene dab2ipa, whose product is annotated as DAB2 interacting protein a. The record is from RefSeq and is a predicted model, not a curated record. The coding region runs from base 181 to 3951 and encodes 1256 amino acids. Lineage: Eukaryota; Metazoa; Chordata; Actinopteri; Cypriniformes; Cyprinidae. The transcript is spliced from 18 exons. Gene Ontology annotation, biological process: regulation of GTPase activity.